This is a messenger RNA of Vollenhovia emeryi, 2935 nucleotides long. RefSeq names its product conserved oligomeric Golgi complex subunit 3 (gene Cog3). Gene Ontology annotation, biological process: Golgi organization; intra-Golgi vesicle-mediated transport; intracellular protein transport. Lineage: Eukaryota; Metazoa; Arthropoda; Insecta; Hymenoptera; Formicidae. The record is from RefSeq and is a predicted model, not a curated record. Bases 312 to 2756 code for a protein of 814 amino acids. The transcript has a single exon. Gene Ontology annotation, cellular component: COG complex; membrane; cis-Golgi network.
AAGGUAUAAGCUCUGAACUUAUUUAGUGCAGACGGUUCAGCUGCAAAGUGCAGAUCUGUAAUAUCGGCGAGGCAGGGCAGGUAGGGGUAGGUCGAUCACGUUGCACGCCAGGUUGCACUUGCCGAGCCACUUGCAGGCGGAGCCACGUCGAGAGUAACACGUAAACAGUUCUCGUCGGCGACACUUUCUGGAAUUGCCGAUUCGCACUUCUAAAUUCAAUUAUUCAAUCACUUGGCGAGUAUACUUUGAGUCGCACGUAAACGAGCCACGUGCGAUUAUGUCAGUGUUUGAGGAUCACCGUUGCAAGUAAAAUGUCUCAGACGAAGGCGAUUCCACAUAACCUCAUUCAGUGGGACCACGGUGACAGUUCCCUGGCUCCGUUGACAGAUUGUCAGAAGGACUGCUUGACGAGUCUGGAGACCGUCGUCGCCUCCUUCUUCCCGUUAUCGAAUCUGCAGUCCGGCGUGAUCGAUGGCGACGAGAAGUCGCACGAGGAGAAUUGUCGGGAGAGCGUGUCUCCGAUUGACAGGUACCAGGAGUUACUUCAGCACUUCUUGCUUCUGGAGAGGAAAUACGUAUCCAUGUACGACAUGAAGUACAGUCUGUACCUCGAGGAACUGAAGUCGCGGAGAUCCGAGUGCCAGGACGUUUGCUCCCAGAUAGAGGAGACGCUGGACGAUUUCUCGGCGCUUUACAAGCAGUACACCGAGGUGUCCGGCAAGACCACUUCCCUGUACGAGGCCAGCGAACAGCUGAUCUUCGAUCAGAAGCAGUUAAAUGCGACGAUCGACGGCAUCACCGAGUACGUUAAGUAUUUCAAGGAGAUCGACGUGAUUAUAGAAAAGCUGGAUGCGUCCACCUUGUCGGUGAACAGCGACAUGUUCUUCGCUAUAUUGGAUAAGAUCGACGCAAACAUAGAUUUUAUGCAGAACAACUCGUCGUACAGCGAAAGUGGGACUUAUCUGGUGAGAUACAAGCAUUGCCAGUCGAAGGCGAUUGCGCUGAUACAGAAUUACAUUUCCAACUUGUUUUCUAAGACCACCGAAAGUAUUCUAAACUUGAGGGACAACGAAAACUCGCCGGAGAGCGGGGACGCGGCGCUCGCUUUAUUCUACGGCAGAUUUCAGACGAUCUUGUCCAAAACGAGACCGGUUAUCAGGCAGAUUGAGAGCAAAUCGUACAAAAGGCAGGAGUACGACAGCCUGUUGUCCGAGUGCCAUCAGUAUUACUGGAGUCAGCGAGGCUUGGUGCUAGGUACUAGUAUACAGAAGUCCCUGAGUUCGAUAAGAGAAAAGUAUAACGGCGACCACUGUAGUUUAGUACGACAUUCCUGCGCGUUGCUCUUGCACGCGUCGAUAGACGAGCAUAAACUCUUCUACGAAUUCUUCUCGAAACAAUCAAGUGGAUUGACCGCGUACCUGGAGAGCCUGUGCACUUCUCUGUACGACGCACUGAGACCUUUCAUAAUACACAUCAAUCAUCUCGAGACACUGGCAGAGAUCUGCUGCAUUCUACGAAUAGAGAUGCUGGACGAGCACGUGCAGAACAACUUCGAACCACUGGAAGGCUUCGGGAACAUUUGCUUACAGCUGUUGCACGAUGUCCAAGAGAGAUUGGUGUUCCGCGCGCAUCUAUACCUGCAGUCCGACGUGCUCAACUACAAUCCUUCGGCAGGCGACCUGGCGUAUCCGGAAAAGCUGAAGAUGAUGGAGGACAUAGCGGAGUCAAUCAGGGAAGCAACUCGCCAGACUCGCAUGAAGAAGAUCUCGGUGUCGUCCACCGACAGUUCCGCUCUAGAACCGGUUUCUCGAAAUCACAUAGUUAUCGAUUCCAUUUAUCAGAAGACACACAUGGGAAGUUCCCCGGCGGAUCUGCAUGCCAUGUGGUAUCCGACGGUGCGCAGGACUCUGGUGUGUCUGUCGAGGCUCUACCGUUGCGUCGACAGAUCUGUGUUCCAGUCAUUGAGCCAGGAGGCCAUUUCCCACUGCGUCCAGAGCAUCGAGAAUGCCAGGCAUGAAAUCGAGAAGAAAGCGAGCACAUUGGACGCAGAGUUAUUUCAGAUAAAGCACCUGCUCAUUCUUCGAGAACAAAUUGCCCCGUUCCAAGUGGACUUUACAAUCAAGGAAUACAGCCUGGACUUCUCUAAAGUGAAGACCGCUGCAUUCGGACUGCUCGAAAAGAGUUCCAGGUUCUUCACCUUGUCGAACAACGCGUUAUUGCAGUUUCUCUUGGAAGGUGCGCCGCAGAUGAAGGAGCAACUUAUCGAUUCGAGGAAGCAUGUGGACGCAAAGUUGAGACUUACGUGCCAGCGAUUAAUACAACAUGCAACUUAUCUAUUGAUUUAUCCUAUUAUCAAAUUACUAGAGAAAGAAAAGUUGAUUGAUGCAAGCAACUCGAGUCAGGAAAAUGCAUUAGGCAGUGCGCAAGAAAUAGCAACCACAGUGGCUGAUGUAUUGCGGAUAAUCAAAUUCAAAUGUCCCGAGGUACAGCAAUCGAUGCAAUUGUAUUUAGCUAACAAAGAAACUGAAUUUAUUCUGUUUAAACCAGUAAAGAAUAAUAUUUGCGCUGCAUUCACGCAGUUGCAUCAAUUAUUGAAUAAGUACUAUAACGCGGAGAACCUUCUGUUGAUCGCGUGUCCUUUGCCAGAACAGAUUUCUGUUAUGUUAAGUUCAACAACGUUAAUUCAAGGAAAAUCAAAUCGAGAAUCGCAAUCGGUUUUGAAACAAUCCCAAUCACUUGCCAAACAAGAAGAUUAACUUAAUUUUUUGUUUAUUCCAUUGUAUUUUUGCAUUAAUUGUCGAACAGGAUAUUGAUAUAAAUUUUAGUUAAAAUUGUGCAAAAGUAGAAAUCUUUUCCUAUGUUAGAUUGCAUAAUUAUAAUUAUUAUAACAUUUUUUAAAUAAACUGGAGCUAAAAUAAUAUUUAUUUAGGGUUAA